Molecule: messenger RNA, 507 nt
Organism: Scheffersomyces stipitis CBS 6054
Lineage: Eukaryota; Fungi; Ascomycota; Pichiomycetes; Serinales; Debaryomycetaceae
Exons: 1
Source: RefSeq, a predicted model, not a curated record
CUUAAAAUACUAGUCAAAUUUGGAGCACGUGAGGCGUACCAGGCGUUAGGGAAUGUAGCAUCAGGUGUGUGCAUAGCUAUGUUGAAUACGAAGAUCCAUGAGAUAAUGUAUGGUGUUGAUGGCGGCAAAAACUGUAUGUCUGACAUCAGAAUCUUCCAAAUAGGGAGUACAUGGUUAAAUGCUGCCGGUUUAUCAAGCAUCUUAACAUGCCGGACCGGUGGUAAGAAGUGUGAUACAACACUCGCUCGCGAGAAGCUUGAGAAAGCAGUGAGAUGGGCUGAUAACUCAAUGGAUGAUUACCCAAACUCUGAGUAUUGGACAUAUGGCUUCAGCAACUCAGGUACAUGGCAUUUUUGUAUAAAAGUAACUAGAAAAGAAAUGCAGCCAAGCAGAGCUGGGGCUGAUGUAUUCAUCAGAUCUUUAGAAUGUCCAAAAGGAUUCUGUGGCAAGGGCAAGUAUGACGAUUUUUCUCAUGAAGUUGUGAGCUUUCAUCUCUAUGUGAUAUGA